Molecule: messenger RNA, 934 nt
Organism: Drosophila ficusphila
Lineage: Eukaryota; Metazoa; Arthropoda; Insecta; Diptera; Drosophilidae
Gene: anox
Product: acyl-CoA-binding domain-containing protein 6
Exons: 1
Coding region: 1-726 (241 amino acids)
Molecular function (GO): fatty-acyl-CoA binding; protein binding
Source: RefSeq, a predicted model, not a curated record
AUGUCGGACAGCGAUACGGAUCCCGAGGAGGAGCUCUUUCACCGGGCCACAGAGCAAGUGGCCAGGCAAUCGGCUAACAUUGCCUCCGCGGAUCUCCUUCUUUUCUACGGCUACUACAAGCAAGCCACCGAGGGUCCCUGCGAGAAGCCAAGUCCUGGGCUGCUGCAACUGAAAGCCAGGAGCAAGUGGCAGGCAUGGCGGAAUCUUGAAAAAAUGUCGCCUUCGGCUGCCAGGCAGGCCUAUAUCCAGAAGCUCGAUCAACUGCAACCCAACUGGCGUAAUCAGCGCAAACCUGGUUGGGUGGUGCACUCCAUUGAAUCGGCUCCCCUGGAAGAUCAGCGUGUAGACAGUGAGAAGACUCUAUUCGACCACGUCAAGGAGAAUAAUCUUGAUAGGCUGAGAGAACUGUUGGCGCCCGGGGAUCUGGCGAAGUUGGAUGAGCAUGGCAUGGCUCUCAUCCACUGGGCCACCGAUCGCAAUGCCGUCGAUAUCAUCCAGUUUCUGGUGAGGAGCGGUGCCAGUGUAGAUCAGCGGGAUGCGGAGCAACAAACGCCUCUGCACUACGCCGCUAGUUGCGGGCAUAUGGAGGCACUGCGAUGCCUGCUGGAGCUGCGGGCCAAUCCGGAGCUGUGCGAUUCGGAUGGACAGACCUGCUACGAUGUGGCCGACGAUGAGCAGAUCUGCCAGGCUCUCCAAGCGGAGCGAGAGCGUCUCACUGGAUCCUAACGCUGAACGUUAUUGUCUUUUUUUAUAUGGUGCUUUUAUGCUUUGAAACUCUGUAAAGUGUUGUGAACCAUCGUAAUUCACCGAUAAAUCACCUGUAUUCUUGAAUAGAAACCAUUGCUCCUCUUAUAGGGUAAUACAACCGCUUUUUAAUUUUUAUGUUAAGUAUUCCUGGUGACAUAAUAAAUUCUGAAAUAUUAUCACUAUAAAA